AUGCGUCAUGUACACAGUACACCUUUUACUAUUGCAGCCACCAGCUUAUGUGUUUUUUGGUUCCUGGCCCUGUGUCCUGCCGGCGCACUUGCGCCUGAAAGGCUCGGCCGGGCAGCGACGGCCCCGGGACGUACUUACGCCCUAGCUUUUAGCGCGUUCGAACUUGCAAAGAUAUUUGGGCGUUUGGCUGAUCAAUCGCCCAUCGGUAGCGUCCUGGCCGCUCCGACCUCCAGGAUCGUGGGUGUUUGUACCCGGGGUAGGCGAAAGUGGCGCGAGAUUUUCGUGGAGGAGGGAGAGGAAAUCGAUCGUGCGCAGUUUGUAAGCCGGCUGUCAGCGACAGGGUUGACCUGGCCUACUUACUACGUGGCGAACAGACAGCCGCCCUUUCUGGUGCCAGAAAAGCAGCGUCACAAAUUUAGGCUAAAGGGAUACCUCGCUAAUGUGGCCGGCGAUCUGCAUAAGACAGACGAUUUAAAGGGCGCCGAAUCCGCAGAUGUUGGUCGAAUGCUUAGAGAGGUUGCCGUGCAGCCUCUCGACCAUGACGCUGCUGAGACUGUGUUCAUGACACUUAGCCACGAAGAGAACAAACUCACUGUCAACCACAUACUAGCAUUCAUCAAGUAUCGGUCCCCUUUACUACAGAUGGUCAACUGGGAGGCAUUCUUAGCUUCGUUGCCGGUAGGCCCUGAGGACAUACUCAUAUAA
Messenger RNA from Babesia sp. Xinjiang, 705 nucleotides. RefSeq lists its product as uncharacterized. NCBI's taxonomy places the organism in Eukaryota, Apicomplexa, Aconoidasida, Piroplasmida, Babesiidae. The record is from RefSeq and is a predicted model, not a curated record. The transcript is spliced from 4 exons. The coding region runs from base 1 to 705 and encodes 234 amino acids.